This is a messenger RNA of Maudiozyma saulgeensis, 1290 nucleotides long. NCBI's taxonomy places the organism in Eukaryota, Fungi, Ascomycota, Saccharomycetes, Saccharomycetales, Saccharomycetaceae. The record is from the annotation of a GenBank genome assembly.
AUGAGUAAGAAAGUUCUGAAGAAUAUUGAUCCAAAACUGGAAACUGAGACUUAUUUACCAUCUGCUCCAGCUCCAUCAGAGAUUAAAUCAGAUGAAAUAAAACUUAGAAGAGUAGCCAGACCUAUUAGAAACGUUAGACACAUCCCUAUAAAAUCUCAAGUAUUUCAUUCUAAAGAGGGUCCAUUAGAAUUCUCUUACGAAAAUAAGAUUAAAACACCAAUCUCCAAAAAUAAACUAGUUGUCCAGGUAUCUCACGUUGGUCUAAACCCUGUGGACGUCAAGAUUAGAAAUGGUUACAUAAAUGCAACAUCAGGUGAGAUUGGUCUAGGUAGAGAGUACUGUGGUGUUGUGACAAACGUUGGUUCAGAUAUUGCUUAUGCUUGGCAUGAAGGUGAUGAAGUGUUUGGUAUUUAUUACCAUCCCCAUUUGGGAACAGGUGCUUUACAAUCCUCUUUAUUGAUCGACCCUAAGUCCGAUGCAAUUACACUUAAACCUAAAAAUGUCAGUCGUGAAGAAGCCGCAGGUACAAUGUUUUGCUUGGGUUCUGCAUUUAAUAUCCUUGAUAGAUUACAAAAAAAUAAAUAUCUGACAGAAGAAUCCAAUGUCUUGAUUAAUGGUGGGACCAGUUCUGUUGGUCUGUUUGCUAUACAAUUAUUAAAAAAUUAUUAUAAAGUGAAACCUAAAUUAGUCAUCGUAACAUCAAGUAAUGGUCCAGAAAUUUUGAAAAAUGAAUUUCCUCAUUUAGUUGACGAAAUGAUCUUCAUCAAUUAUUUGACUUGUAGAGGUAAAUCGAGCAAACCAUUAAGAAAAAUGAUAAAGGAAGAGAAAAUAGAGUCAUACAAUGGGGAUAGUGUAAGUUCUGAUGCAAUAAUUCCAUACACACAGGGUAAAUUUGAUAUCGUUCUAGAUUUUGUUGGUGGGUACGAUAUUCUAUCUCAUUCAAGUUCAUUAAUUCAUGGUAAGGGUGCUUACGUUACUACCGUUGGUGAUUACGUUGCAGAUUACAAGGAAGAUAUCUAUAACUCGUGGGAUAACCCAAGUGCAAAUGCUAGAAAAAUAUUUGGGUCUAUCAUUUGGUCAUAUGACUAUUCACAUUUUUAUUUUGAUCCAAGCCCAAGCACAGCGUCUAAAAAUGAAUGGAUUGCAAAAUGUAGUGAAUUCUUAGCAGAUGAAACAGUUAAAUGUGUAGUAUAUAAAACUUUCCAAUGGAAGAAAACUGCCGAAGCCUUGAAAGUAUUACAAACCCAACGUGCUCAAGGGAAGAUUAUUAUUGAAGUUGAAAAAUUCUGA